UUAAGGUAUAAAUUACGAAACGACACCGUUCAACAGAAACCGACAUUGACCUGACAGUUUCUUACGCCGGCGAGCGAAACUUUUACAGAGCUAGACGAAGAAGACAACUUCCUUUUGUUUCACCUGUGAGUCUGCGACCAUGGCUAUGCAAUCUGGAAUUGGGUUAUCGAAGAUUCUGAUUUUAGCUGGAGCAGGUUAUACAAGUACGAUUCUGAUUAAGAAUGGGAAGAUGGCAGAUAUUUUGGGUGAGCUUCAGGCUUUGGUUAAGAGAUUUGAGAAAUCUGGAGAUCAUGUAGAUGAUGAUUCUGAUGCUAUGACUACUCAGAUGCAACGAUUAGCAAUGGAGGUUCGGCAAUUGGCUUCGUCGCGGCAGAUAACUGUUAUGAAUGGAGCUCAGGGAGCUGACUUUACACCGUUUAUAGUCCCGGCAGCCACAUUGGGAGCUUUAGGCUAUGGCUAUAUGCGCUUCAAGGGGAUUUCAUUCUCUGAUAUCAUGUGUGUAACUAAGCGGAACAUGGAAAAUGCAGUGUCGAACUUGACAAAGCAUUUGGAUACCGUUUCAGAAGCUAUCUCUAAUGCUAAGAAGCACCUGAGCCAGCGGCUUCAGAAGGUGGACGAUAAGCUGGACUUGCAGAAGGAUCUCUUAAAGGGAGUCCAGGAUAAUGUGGGUUUGGCUCUUGAGGAUCUUGCUAACAUUGGAGAUGAUUUUGACGCAAUGCAUAGCAUCUUUGGUGGUAUGGGUGGAAAAUUAGAUAGCAUUGAGUACAAGCAGAAUAUUGCGAAUAUGGGUUUGAUAUAUCUGUGCGACUCUUUGGGUGGAGAAAAUCACAAGAUGCCGGAUAUAUUGAUGCAGGAGAAGCUUCGGCUUUCAGGGAAGUCAAACACAUGUAUAGUACUUACGAACGAAGAAACUUCAAGCUCAGAGGGUUUAAAAGAAAGCGAUAAGAUAGAGCUACUAGAUGACUGCUAAUUCAGAUGGUACCAAUAUAUCAUCACGGUUUGAGGACAUAAUCUUCCUUUCUUUCAUGAACAGUGACAAAGCCAAGUCUGUCUAAAUCGUUUGUUUCUUACUCUUUUGAAGCAAGAAGGCACGAGUCUGAUAGCCUAAGCGAGACAGCAUUGAUGAGAAUGACCCUGGAUAUGGAUAGAAAGAAGGUAUAGGAUUAAUAGGAGUGAUUAUUAUGUAUUGGUGUUUAGAUUAGUGUCCUUUGAGGCAAGUAAGAAGAUUGAAAAACAAAAAGAAUGUGCUUUUUUCCUUGAAUUUUUUCGCAUCCAACAAAAAUUUGAAACCUA
Molecule: messenger RNA, 1293 nt
Organism: Arabidopsis lyrata subsp. lyrata
Lineage: Eukaryota; Viridiplantae; Streptophyta; Magnoliopsida; Brassicales; Brassicaceae
Exons: 12
Coding region: 140-970 (276 amino acids)
Source: RefSeq, a predicted model, not a curated record